Messenger RNA from Fusarium verticillioides 7600, 285 nucleotides. RefSeq lists its product as hypothetical. Lineage: Eukaryota; Fungi; Ascomycota; Sordariomycetes; Hypocreales; Nectriaceae. The transcript has 3 exons. The record is from RefSeq and is a predicted model, not a curated record. The coding region runs from base 1 to 285 and encodes 94 amino acids.
AUGUCGUCUCCCGUCGACGAGGUCCGGACUGUCAAGAAAGGCAAAAUGAAUGCAUGCUCGAAAGAGAAUACUCCAAUGGGAGAUUCCAUUCGAGGCAUCGCCAUUGCCAUUGCGUGGCCAGUCAGUCAGAUGCGCCGUGUUACCGAGCGACAGUUCAAGCUUGUGCUCAUGUCCUCGGUCCGCCAUUUCCAAAUCAGUGCGUCUCCGUGGGCUGAAGACGCAGAUGCAGAUGCAAAUGCAAUCGAGACUCAAGCCCAAGACAAGACCAUGAUCAACAUGUGGUAG